Molecule: messenger RNA, 1221 nt
Organism: Oikopleura dioica
Lineage: Eukaryota; Metazoa; Chordata; Appendicularia; Copelata; Oikopleuridae
Source: the annotation of a GenBank genome assembly
AUGUUGAGAAAAAUUGGGAGAGAUUUGCCGAAGAUUCAGCGAUUUGCUUCAUUCGCGGUUGAAAAGCCUCCGAGAGAUGCCUCUCUUGUGACCUCUCCUGACCAGCUAAGACCAUUCGCGCAACGAAUUUGGUCUGAUGUCCGUGAAUUUAUCAACGAGGAAUGCAUUCCUUUGGAGCAAAAAUUUCUAGCACAGGAGUUUUCCGAAGAUCGAUGGAAAGUUCUUCCGGAAAUGGAUGAAUUGAAAGCUAAAGCCAAAUCUGCAGGGCUCUGGAAUCUCUUUGUUCCAUACAAUAUCGAUGAAAACAUGGAGUAUGGACGGGGACUGACGAAUCUUGAGUAUGCUUUUAUGGCGGAAGAGAUGGGAAGAUGCUUGUUGGGGUCAGAGCCGUUCAAUUGCUCUCCGCCGGAUACUGGGAACAUGGAAGUUCUUAUCAAGUAUGGAACAGAGGAUCAGAAGAAACAGUGGCUAACUCCUCUUCUUGAAGGAAAAAUUCGCUCUUGUUUUGGAAUGACCGAAAUCGCAGUAGCAUCAUCAGAUGCGACCAACAUCGAAAGUUCAAUCGUUUCCGACGGCGAUGAUUACGUCAUCAACGGUCGAAAGUGGUGGACGUCGAUGUCCCUUCACCCCAACUGCGAGUUAUGCAUAUUCAUGGGCAAGACUGAUUUCAACGCUUCACGCCAUCUUCAACAGAGCAUGAUUUUGGUGCCGAUGAAUACGCCUGGAAUGAAAAUUAUUCGACCUUUGACUUGUUACGGGAAUUUUGAUGCUCCUGGGGGCCACGCCGAGGUUGAUUUCAGCGAUGUGAGGGUUCCAAAGGAGAAUUUACUGGUUGGAGAAGGGAUGGGCUUUGCAAUAGCGCAGGGCAGACUAGGACCAGGAAGAAUCCACCACUGCAUGAGACUUAUCGGCAACUGCGAAAGAUCCAUCGAACUAAUGAAAGAACGAUUGCGUAACAGAGUCGCCUUCGGAAAGAAACUCUCCGAUCAAGGAGUUUGGAAAGAACGAGUCGGUCUGAGUCGGGUAGAAACGGACCAGGCCAGAUUGAUGACACUUCUAGCUGCGCAUAAAAUGGAUACCGUCGGCGCAAAAGUAGCAGCAAAGGAGAUUGCUAUGAUCAAAAUUAUUGCUCCGAACGUCGCGCAAAAAGUUGUGGAUAGAGCUAUUCAAGCUCAUGGCGCUGGAGGUAUGAGCUCAGAUUUCCUCUCGCCACAUUCAUGA